This is a messenger RNA of Cotesia glomerata, 998 nucleotides long. RefSeq names its product oxysterol-binding protein-related protein 11. NCBI's taxonomy places the organism in Eukaryota, Metazoa, Arthropoda, Insecta, Hymenoptera, Braconidae. The record is from RefSeq and is a predicted model, not a curated record. The coding region runs from base 301 to 885 and encodes 194 amino acids. The transcript has 2 exons.
GUCUCUGUACGCAUAAAGUACCUUCAGUGCGCAUAACCUAAAAACGUCUAAAAGUAAAUAUAAAUAAAUAAAAGCUGAAUGACAAUUGAAAUAAAAGCUAAUAAUUAAACAAUAAGUAUUAAUAAUGAAUAAAUUAUUAAAGUCUAAGCAUAAAAUAACAAUAGCAGUACUUGUGUAAAUAGUGUAGAUAAAAAAAACUUAUUUAUAUUAUAUUAAUAUUAAUUAAAGUUACAAUAAUUUAAAAUCGGUAGAGAAAAUAAUUAAUAUAUAAUUAAAUAAUAUAAUAAAAAUACUUAAAAAAUGAAUCCAUCGCUGAGACACCGGUACGAAGGACAAUUGCACAAGUACACGAAUGCCAUGAAAGGGUGGCAGUUCAGGUGGUUCAUCCUCAGCCCGGAGACUGGCGAGCUACACUACUUCCUCAGCGAGGCUGAGAAAAACCAGCGGCCCAGGUGCUCUAUUUAUUUAGCUGGAGCUGUCAUUGCUCCUAGUGAUGAGGAUUCUAAUACUUUUACUGUCAACUCUGCUACUGGUGAUAUGAUUAAACUACGAGCCACAGACGCUCGAGCGCGGCAAGAAUGGGUCGACAAAUUGCGAGCAGUUACAGAAAUGUACACCAGAGCGAUAGCUAGCAGCCACCCGCCAUUGCCGCCUCGAGAGCACUCUUCAACCACCCCCAGGACUCCAGUAGACAAGCUCGAGGUCCUCGACGCGUUCGCAAACUGCCGGGAAGUACUGACCAAGCUCGAGAAGCAGAACCGAGUUCUGGUGGACGCCAUCGAAACUUCCGAGUUCCACCUGGACCCCGACCUCCUGGUGCUCAAGGCUCUUGUACAAUCUACUGUUACUACUUUAAAUCAAUGUUUAAAUAUUCUGUACAAAUAAUUUAUUAUUAAUUAAGGACUUAAGUAUUUAUCAAUUUUCAAGAGAUAAUUAAUGAAGGUAGCUUCAGAAUAAGUUUUUUUUUUUAGUUAUUUUUUAAAGGCCUAUUAAACUUU